GUCCAAUUAAUCGACACACACAUACCCACACCAGCAGCAACAAUGGCGGCCCGGAGGAUUAUGACGCAACCCAUCAAUCUGAUCUUUCGGUUCCUUCAGAGUGACUUGAGGAUUGAAGGCCGUAUAAUUGGGUUUGACGAGUACAUGAAUUUGGUUCUUGAUGAGGCCGAGGAAGUAAGCAUAAAAAAGAAGACCAGAAAGUCUCUAGGCAGGAUUCUGCUGAAAGGAGACAAUAUUACCCUCAUGAUGAAUUUGAAUGCAGGUAUUCAAGGUGAUUUGGCAAGUUAGUCUUCAGAAG
Molecule: messenger RNA, 298 nt
Organism: Erigeron canadensis
Lineage: Eukaryota; Viridiplantae; Streptophyta; Magnoliopsida; Asterales; Asteraceae
Product: probable small nuclear ribonucleoprotein E
Exons: 6
Coding region: 43-288 (81 amino acids)
Biological process (GO): mRNA splicing, via spliceosome; spliceosomal snRNP assembly
Cellular component (GO): U4 snRNP; precatalytic spliceosome; U2 snRNP
Molecular function (GO): RNA binding
Source: RefSeq, a predicted model, not a curated record